AUGUUCCUCCCCGUUCAAAUCUGCCACAGCCGAACAGGAAACACAACAAAGUGUAUAACAAUAAGCCCUCCACAAAUAGUGGUAGAUCACAAUUAUCUAGUGAUGGACGUCCGUUCCCUUGACAAGAGCUGCAAAGACGACGUCGAAGAUUUGGACACUAAGAAGAGGAUAAUGAGCAUGCUCAUUAUGUGUAACUAUUACUACAUCCUGAGCAGUGCGCAGAUCUAUUUUAAGCAUUUUAAACGAUUGAAAUAUUACAAAAAAAUGAAAAAAUAUACGAAUAAACAAGAAAAAAGUUCUGGAAAAAUGCACUUUCGCUCCUUGUCCAGAAUUGCUAAUCGUGCGACAUAUUGCGACCUUUUGCAAGAAGCAAAAAAACAAAAAAAAAAAAAAAAUAUCGCUCAUUUCAAGGACACAGAAAGGGCAAAGGAAGCACAUGCCGAUCGAACAAGCGCGGAUGACCCUAUUCACCAUCACAUGCUCGAUGCAUUUGAAGCACAUUAUAGGGCCAUCAUAGGUACACUCACCAUGGAAAAUGUACAUUCCUUGGCAAAUGAGCUUCAAGAUUUUUAUUUCAUCCCAAAAGCGCGACUUAUUAGUUUACAUUACACAUUAAUUGUAAAAAAUAUGUACGACGAUUUAGAUUUAUUUUUUAAAUAA
This is a messenger RNA of Plasmodium vivax (malaria parasite P. vivax), 660 nucleotides long. RefSeq lists its product as hypothetical. NCBI's taxonomy places the organism in Eukaryota, Apicomplexa, Aconoidasida, Haemosporida, Plasmodiidae. The record is from RefSeq and is a predicted model, not a curated record. Bases 1 to 660 code for a protein of 219 amino acids. The transcript has 4 exons.